Molecule: messenger RNA, 2406 nt
Organism: Trachemys scripta elegans
Lineage: Eukaryota; Metazoa; Chordata; Testudines; Emydidae
Gene: RMDN3
Product: regulator of microtubule dynamics 3
Exons: 13
Coding region: 76-1527 (483 amino acids)
Cellular component (GO): spindle microtubule; cytoplasm; mitotic spindle pole
Molecular function (GO): microtubule binding
Source: RefSeq, a predicted model, not a curated record
GCGGCUCCUGGGCAGAGUGAGGGGCGCGUGUGGCGGGGUAGCGGUAGGACGGUGGCCGCGCGGGGAGCGCAGGGCAUGGUGGUGCACAUCAUGUCCAAACUGAGGGUGUCCCGUGUGGGGCUUGGGAUACUGCUGGGUGCGGCUGCAGGGAUCGGGUUCUUGUAUGUGUUCUACAGACAGAGGCGGAAAAGGCCCUGGUGGGGACGCAGCUCCAGGCACUCUGGGGUUCAGUACAUGCAGAACUCUGUGGGGCCCCAUGAAAAUGCAGAGACUCGGGGGCACCAUAACCAGGUUCUGCUUAUAAGACAAGCACCAAUGGAGGCUGGUGAUGGCAUUACAUACACAACUCUUUUAACACGAGAAGAGCAGGUGGAAGUGCUGAACCGUCUGGACUUUGUGCUGAAAAACAUUAUAGAGCUACGAAAAGAAGUGGAGGAGCUGAAGAACAGCCUGCAGAGUUUAGCUGGGGAGAUCAUUGGAGAAGUCAAGUCCCACCUGGAAGAAACCCAGAAGGUAACUCGGCGGAGGCGAUACCCAUUUCCUAGAGAGAGGAGUGAUUCCACAGGGUCCAGCUCUAUUUAUUUCACAGCCAGCUCAAGAGGGGCCAAUACAGAUGAUGGUGAAAGUGAGGGAGGGUACACCACAGCCAAUGCAGAGUCUGACUAUGACCGGGAGUCAGAGAGAGAGAGUGAGGAAGGGGAAGAUGAAGUGAGCUGUGAGACAGUGAAGACUGCACGGAGGGAUUCACUGGACCUUGUCAAUGAGGAUGAAACUGUUUUGGUCUUUGACUCUACAAUGGAGGAGGAAUUUGGUCAGCUGCUGCAGCAGGCUGACCAGCUGCAUAGUGGGAAUAACCAGGAGAAGAGGGAAGGAUUCCAGCUGCUGCUUAACAAUAAACUGGUGUAUGGAGACCGGCAAGAUUUCCUUUGGCGCCUGGCUCGAGCAUACAGUGAUCUGUAUGAAAUCACAGAGGAUGCAGACGAAAAGAAAUCAUAUGCUUCUGAUGGGAAAGAAGUGGCAGAGGCAGCCCUACAGAAAGGGGAUCAAAGUGCUGAGGGUCACCAGUGGUAUGCUAUUCUUUGUGGCCAGUUCUCAGAACAUGAAAGUAUUCAGAAGCGUAUUCAAGCUGGGUAUGUUUUUAAGGAACAUGUUGAUAAAGCAAUUGCCCUGAAACCAGAUGACCCCAAGUCUUACUAUCUUCUGGGCAGGUGGUGUUACCAGAUCGCUCAUCUGGGAUGGCUUGAAAGAAAGACUGCUUCUGCCUUGUAUGAAGCACCUCCUACAGCCACUGUCCAUGAUGCACUGCAGAACCUUUUAAAGGCUGAAGAGCUGAGCCCAGGAUUUUCCAAAGCAGGAAGGGUGUACAUUUCUAAGUGCUACAGAGACCUGGGGAAUAACUCUGCAGCUGUUCAGUGGAUGAAUCUGGCUUCAGAGCUGCCAGUUAUCACAAAUGAGAAGUGGAAAAGAAAUAAGAAGACUUCCUCUUACUGCUUGGAAAACCUGAAUAGAAUUUUAAAAAAACUAUAAAGACGUGUAUCAGGUAGGAGGAGGGAUAUGAGAAAUUUGCUUUAAAAAAAAAAAAUAGAGUUGAAUAAGAAAAUGAAACCAAGUGAGUAACCUUUAAUUUUGUAAAUGGGACUGGAUUAAACCCACUGGCCAUUGUGAUGUUUAUCAUUUCUUUCUUUGCUGUCUCAGGAUGAAAAAAUAAAGAGAGAGAUGGAGGAGAUGCAAGGAAUCUCAGAAGAAUAAGGUUGUUGUUUUUUUUUAAGAGCCCAGUCCUCUGAUAACUGUGGUGUGGACAGGACAAAUUACAGUCUAAAGGAUUUCACAAUCUGGACCACCUUGGAUUGGGCUUCAUGGGCAAACCACAGAUCUUACAAAGAACAAACCAAACUGCAGUUUCAACAGCACUUCCCUGAGGAGUUAAAUCUUGGCAGAGACUCACAGGACUAAACUCUAAUUCUGUUCAUCUGCCUGCCUGUUGCACCAGAUAUAAUCUAAUGAAUCAAGCGCUUGACCUGUUCAAUGCAGCAGCCAUCAACUUGAUUGGAUUUUAGUUGUUUCCUCUAUGCCUUUGAUUUUCAAAUUCAUCUACCUACACUUCCCAAGAAGUAUUUAUUGCUCAACUUCUAUCGGGCGAGGACAUAAACAUGUGAACUUCAAGAUGUGAUGGGAUCCUGUGCUCUAAUUAAUAAAAUGUCACAGGCAUGGUUCUAGUGUGUUAUGAAGGCUGGGAAUCAACAGCUACCCUUAGCUAUGCCUAUAUUUCUUUAUAGUUAGUGACAACCAUUGCUAAUAGGCAGAGUGGAGAAUGUCAAUCUUUCCUUACUGCUGAGCUCUUUGAUUGCUCAUGGCUUUUUCAGCAAAGGUUUCUUCAGUUGAGAAUCCAGGGUGGGCAUGGCAACC